Messenger RNA from Mustela erminea (ermine), 910 nucleotides. RefSeq names its product phosphatidylinositol glycan anchor biosynthesis class P (gene PIGP). Gene Ontology annotation, biological process: GPI anchor biosynthetic process. Bases 250 to 654 code for a protein of 134 amino acids. Gene Ontology annotation, molecular function: phosphatidylinositol N-acetylglucosaminyltransferase activity. The record is from RefSeq and is a predicted model, not a curated record. Lineage: Eukaryota; Metazoa; Chordata; Mammalia; Carnivora; Mustelidae. The transcript is spliced from 5 exons.
CUCCCCCGAGAGGACAGGACCUGGUCCCGGGCACGGUGGCCCGGACCUGGGGAGGAGGCGCGCCUGCCCCGAGCCCGGCCUUGCCAAGCCCUUUUCGCAGGCCCGCGAAGCCUGCAGGCUAGGAACGCGUUCGUCCUUUCUCUACCCACCCCUCCCCUCCCCUGCAGGGUGCGCGCGCACGCGAGGUCUGGGGGCUCGUGCACGCGUGCUAGCGGUGUGUGUUGGAGAUUGUCUAAAGCCACAGGGAAAAUGGUGGAAAAUUCACCGUCGCCAUUGCCAGAAAGAGCGAUUUAUGGCUUUGUUCUUUUCUUAAGCUCCCAAUUUGGCUUCUUACUGUAUCUUGUGUGGGCAUUUAUUCCCGAAUCUUGGCUCCAUUCCUUAGGAUUAACCUACUGGCCUCAAAAAUACUGGGCAGUUGCAUUGCCUGUCUACCUCCUCAUUACUAUAGUAAUUGGUUACGUACUCUUAUUUGGCAUAAACAUGAUGAGUACCUCUCCACUCAACUCCAUUCAUACAAUCACAGAUGACUAUGCUAAAAAUCAGCGGCAGAAGAAAUACCGAGAAGAGGCCAUCCCAGCAUUGAGAGAUAUUCCUAUUAGUGAAGUAAACCAGAUGUUCUUCCUUGCAACCAAAGAACCGUAUGCCAAAAAGUAAAUUGCAUGUAGACUAACACCAAGCAUUUACUCUUAAGUUUUUGAUGUAAUAAUUUUGACCAUAAUUAUUUUGACUUUCUCUCAUACCCAAUAUUGAAGUGUUAAAAAAAUUUUGUUUUUCUUAGAUUAAGUUCUAUUAAUAUUAUAAAUGUUCUUGAGUAUUAGUUAUGAAUGAACAGAAUAAAUAAAAUACUGCAUUACUAUAUAGCAGACCUCUUAAAUAAGUAUUAGUAAAACCAAGAAGUACCUCCAGAGAA